Molecule: messenger RNA, 3026 nt
Organism: Chinchilla lanigera (long-tailed chinchilla)
Lineage: Eukaryota; Metazoa; Chordata; Mammalia; Rodentia; Chinchillidae
Product: epididymal-specific lipocalin-6-like
Exons: 2
Coding region: 988-1419 (143 amino acids)
Source: RefSeq, a predicted model, not a curated record
GGUGUAUGAGGCGGGUGAGCAGAAGUGCCAGCUGCCCCCUGAACUCCCAUCUCCCUCUUGAACCUGUGGGCCCUGCGGGCCAGCCUGGGCUGGGCUGGGCUGGGAGGCAGUGGCAUAGCCUUUGUCCUGUACGGUAUGCCUAGGCAGCUGUGACACUGAGGAAAGCAGUGCCUGCUGCUCCUGUGUCUCUGCUUGCUGUGGCACCCACCCUGUCAAUCCCCACGGGAAGCUAGCUCAUGUGCUCAGUGGUAGAUGAGCAAGGCCGGGCCAUACUGGCUGAGGUCUUCAGACCUCAGCCCGCUUCCCUCACUUUGCAGGCUCAGACUCAGUCCUCUCUGGUAGGGGCACCCAUGACCUGGCAUCUGCAUACCCAGGCUGCAGAGUCCUGGGGGGCAUAGGUAAGCCAGGGCUCCGGAGAGCUGGGGCCACAGGACCGGAACCAGCUGGAGGGUGGGCGGGUGCAAUGGGGCGGAAGGAACAGGACGGUCUGUCCAGGGUACCAGUUGUGGGGUCUCGGCAGCAGGGAAGGCGUGGGAGUCAGAGAUGUCAGGUAGGUGUUUAAUGACUGGAACAGAUCUCAGGCCCUUCCCCCUGACCACUGCACCGGCCAUGGGCUUGGCUGUGUUUGACCCUGCAGAGCUUGCCAGGGACUUCCCAGGGUGGGCCUGGGUAGCACCCACCUAGGACGGGCUGCAAUGGCUAGUGUAGGAUGCCUUUUCUGGGAACUUAGUUGAGGAAGUGCAGAGAAAAGCAGGGAUGAGCCCUGUGGCUACCUGGCAGGGACUCUGCUGUGGGUCAGAGCUGGGCACAGGGCCACCACUGCGUAAUGAGUGCCCCUGGGCUCAUUCCACCGCUUUGCAAGAAGAGCGGCCAGGCCACCGUCUGGUUAGAGGCCGCCCACGUGGCGGCGGACAGAGCCAUAAAAAUGGUUCCUGCCUGGAGCAGGGCAGGUCCUGGCUGUGGAGCAGCACCUAGACCUCCAGCAGGAUGGGGGUGGCCCAGCUGACCACUCUCCUGGCUUUGGUGUCCUUGCUCAGGGCCCAGGUGGUAUGGCUGGGGAGACUGGAUCCCAAGCAGCUGCUGGGGUCCUGGUACAUCCUCGCCGCGGCCUCCCAUGAGAAGGGUUUCAUGCUGGAAAAGGACACGAGGAGCGUGGAGGGUGUGGUGGUGACGCUCAGCGCAGAGAACGGGCUCAAGCUGCUGUCCUCUCGCUGGGGUGAGCGGCAGCACCCAGUCCAGCCCGGCAGAGGCUUCCUCAGUGACCGUGUCCACCCGUCCAGCCUGAGGACUCUACUCCUGACUAUGCGCCCCCCCCCCCCGUCCCUUCUCUCUGGCUCAGCCCCACACCACACGCUUCCACCUGCCUCUGCCCUCUGUGUCCCUGGGCACUGGGCCCGCUGCUUCCUGGUCCUCAGUUGACUGGGCCAUCUAUCUGUGCUGCAGCCCCUUCUCUCUGGGUCCUUUCUGAGGGACGAGCUCAAGUGGGUCCUUCAUGUGGACCCAUGGGCCCUGGUUCUGUCAUAGAAUGAACUCCAUGGGGAUGAGGUCACCAAGGCUGUGUGCCACACUGGCCACAUGGGCUCGGCUGGCCUUGACCAAUGGGCAACGUGCAGGGCAGGCCCAUGGUGGUGGUGGGGACCUUGGUCGGGGAGGUGGUGGCGUUGGCACCAGUAUCCCUUCUAGGGGAAAGGACCAGGGCCUGUCACAGGCUGGGGUGGCUCAGCCAGCGCUUUCCACCUGGCAGGUGGCUGCGCAGGGAGGCUGGGGGCCCCCGAGACGGAUGGGGCCCAGAUAGAAGCAGCACCCUCCUCUUCGAGCGCUGCCUUCGGGAGCCAGUGCAGCCCCUCCAUCCACAUAGCCAGCCCCGGGUUGAGUGGGGUUCUGCAUCUGUGGCUUGUACAAACACCAGGCUACAAGUGCUGUGGGGUUGGGUGAGCUCCUGGGGAAUCCAGCGCCCAAGCCCGGACCUUUGGCACCUGGGGACACCACAGGCCCACACUGGGCCAGGACCCACAGGGCAGUGGAAACACGGGAAAGUCGAUGUUUCAACAGAUGGUCACUGGGCCCCUGAGGGACCCGUCAGUACCAGGACUUCCGUAGCUUUCAGACUGAGGGAAAGGCAUGUAGGGACUGAUACUGGGGUUUGUGUUUGGGGUGCAGAUGGCAAAGGACCCCAAGGAAACAGCCAGCAUAGGCGCCAGCACAAGGAGCUGGCCAUCCCCAGUGUGUGUCACCAGAGAGGCGACAUUGGCAGCAUCUGCCAGAAUCACAAAUGCACAUCGAUGGGCUCAGAGCAGAACAGGCUGUGAGGGGAGGGGGGCCCAGCUUGCAAGAGUGUGAGGUGUGCUCAAGUCACAGUGUUUAAAUAAAAAAUUAGUACAGCCAAGGCAUGUUGCUCUCAUCCCAGAGCAGGGCUUCCGGAGACCAGGGGCACUGGCGGGAGAUGAUUCUCUCGGUGGCCUCCCUGACUGCCAGCCACUAGCAGACUCCCACGCACCUAUGUCCCCUUGUGGCCCUGCGUUGAGCUGAGUGCUGGGCCUCUGCGUUCCCAGGCCGGACGGCUGCAGCCAGAGCGUGGUGGAGCUGCAGCGGCAGGACUCGGGAUGGGUGUUCAGAACCCCUGUGAGUACGAGGACGCAGGGGUGUCCCUAGGCAGGGCCGGCGGGGACCCUGGGGGAGCCCGGCCCUGUAGUGCCUUCUGCUCCUCAUCGGCAGGGCCAGAGUCAGCCCUGUUCCUCUGCCUUAAAUUAAAGGAUCUGACUUUGUCCAGCUCGGUGCCCAUCCUGAGGGUGAGAGAGGCCUCUUCUCAGACAGUGUGGACCUCGUGUCCUUCAUGCAUGCCCAGACACCCACGGGAGCCCAGCCGAGGUCCCUGGCCUGUCCAUAGGUGCUGAGGGACAGGCUGGACACGAGUAGCCCAGUUGCUUCUCAAUGGCUGCAGGACGAGCUGGGAUGGGCCGUGAGCACAGCAGUGAAGGCACCGCAGCGUCCUGGCCGGGGAGGAGCUGGUGUAGGGCUGGCCGCUC